CACUUGUCUUACAUACGCAGAUGAUGGUAGUAAUAAAGUAUUGAAAGAUAUUUAAGUUGCAGAUAGAUAGAUUCUGUGUGUCUGACUCGAAACUCUAAAAGCAUACUUGGAGCCGCACGUUCGUCAUCCCGUGUGUCCCUCUUGUUGGUCCUUUUCUCCUUUCCUUUUCACUACUUAUAUUUCACUCUUAUCCUUAGUUCAGCUAUCUUCUUUCACGUUUGUUUAUCCGUCUCAUUCACACGUACGUUUCUUUGUCUUCAGAUUUGAUUGCCACACGUCUUACUUCAGAUCAUACUUAAAUAGCAUCCAAUAAAAUGCAUUUAUUAGCAGCAGCACUAUAACAUAACAAAACCGAGAACCAGUAUCCGAAAUUAUAAGUUUAUAUCCAAUUGUUAACAAAAACGAUUUAGGUGUUCUAUAACUUUGUACCAAAAAUCAUACUAUUUGAUUUUAAAUAUUGCAAACUUUCAUCUUUCAGCAUAGGGCUGGGUAUUCAAGUACUCUUUGGGGUAUAGAUAAUAUCCAUUUGGAUAUUGGUUUUUUUGAAUUUUAAAAAAUGAUCUUAUCCAGGUAUUACAAAAAACCGAGUCAAAUUAUAUAAAUAUCUAAAAUAGGUUUAUAAUUUUAAUUUAAAUAUUAAUAUUAUAUAUAUAUAUAUAUAUUUAUAUGUUUGGAUAUUUUGGAUACUCGCUGGGUUCUCUCUGCGGAUCUGGUUCGGUUUCGGUUUUUCAGGUUUUGAGAAAUGAUCCCAUUCGGAUAUUUAAAUAGGAUCCUACCAGGUCGGAUACCCCAUUUUUCGGGUCUGUUCGGGUAAAUAAUUGGGGUAUGGGUAUUAUGCCCAACCCUAUUUCAGCUCGUAAACAGGUAAAUCAUCUCCAUUUCAAAAGUUUAGUACGAGCGGUAAAAGAACACAAUUAUUUACAAUAUAAUAAAAGAGACUGAAGAAGAAAAAGGAAACAGUUGUUAAUCUCCUCUCGGACUCAGAUGAGUAGCUCCGUCACUUUUGUCACCGGCGUUCACUGCCACCGUUCGCCUUCCGACGUCUCACGACUAUCUCUCCGUCUCCGCCACUAAACCAAUGGUGCUCAAAUCUCGUAUCGUCUCACAACAUCUCGCGCUCAUCUCCUCUCAACCUCGCAUCAAACGCGCGAGCUGAAGAAGAGAUUCUACGAUGACGAUUCGUUGCAAAGCAGGCGUAAAAUCCGCAGAUUCCGAUCCUUCGUCGUCUCCGUCAUCUGAGGAGGAGGUCGAAGCUGAAGCGAAGGCGAGCGUAGGAUCAUCUAGGGUUAAGGUAACGGCGCCGUUGAAGGUUUAUCAUCUAAACCGCGUCCCUGAGGUUGAUUUGGAAGGUACACUGAAAGAUUACGUCGCCGUGUGGAAAGGGAAACGAAUAUCAGCUAAUCUUGAGUUCUUUAAAGAGGUUGAAGGUCGUGGUCUUGUCAAGUUCGUCUCUCAUCUCAAGGAAGACGAGUUUGAGUUCGAGUUCCUUGAUGAUGAUGGAACAACAAUAAAGGCUAUUUCUUUUUCUCUUUUAAAGAGAUGUAUGUAUACUUCUAGCCAUCAUAUACAUAAUAGUGCUGUUCAUUUGGUUGCCGCAGCAUCUCUGAGCUCGAUCAUAAUAGUGCUGCAUUGGCGUCUGCGUCUGCAAAACGAACAACAACCAAACAAAAACAAACAGACGCAGCUGCAAACGCAUGCCAAACGAACAGAACAGCACUAGUAACCUCCAUUUGUUACUAUUAAUUCAUCGAUUGCCUUAGUCCCGUUAAUGAGUUCUCACUGUUAGUGAUAGAUACAUGUAUAGGAGACUCUUUGAGGAUUUAGAAGAAACGAAAAGUUUUGAUCUUGAUAAAAGAUUCUUGGUUCAUAACGAGAAUGCAAGCUGUGUUUGUUUUAAACCUCUUCCAUGUCAAGGCCAAGUUUUAACAAUGGGGGAGUUUACUAGAUUUGGAGCCUGCAAAAACUCUUUCAUGUGACUUUGUGAUUGCGAAACUUUGUUCUCUCUGUUGGAUUCAGGUGUCUUUUUAGCAUUUGAGUGUUUUGUUUCUAAUGUUUGUAGAAGACAGGUCAGCCACGUGAUCGUGGUGCUGGUCAUUAAUGAUAUUUAAUCCUGCUGCGUAUUGUGGUUGCAUUUGAUCUUCUAGUGAAAUUUGUGGACAAAUGCAAUCUAUCUACAUUGUUCUUGAGUAUGUCGUCAUCAAUCGCGUUUGAUCUUGGAGAUGAUCGAUAUUUGUUAGUCUUCGAAACCUCAUGGAUUCUCAGAUAAACGUCUGAAACAUGUUUAUCCUUCAAAUAACCAUCCAUUAGUUAUCCAAACCAUUUCAGAUUCCAAAUCAUAACCAGUAAAAAUGUGUGAUCGAUAGUGUAGGAGGAGAAGCUAUCAACACCAAAAUAAAUAUUCUACCUACACUAAUGUUAACAUCCCGACUGUUUCCGUUCGUGAGUCCCACUCUUGGUAUGCAAAAGACUUGUACGAAAACAAUAUAGUUUAGGUAGAGAGCAUCGUCACAUAUCGUUAGGUAGACAAACUUCAUCAUCGAAUUUUCUAAUAAUUAAUUAUAUCAUGACUUUGUCGUUAAUUAUUAUCCAAUGGAGAAAAAAAAACUUAGUAUCUAAUACAUUACGUUGAAUUUGCCAGAAAUGUUAUUGUUGCUCUCGACUCUAACGUUUUAACUACAUCCAUGUAACACGUCUUCCAACCUCCUAACACAUUCAACGUUUAUUUAAAAUUGGAGUGGAUGGAGAUUCGAGGUUCAAAACAUUAUAACUAUAUUAAAAUAUGAAAAGAAUUAUUGGAUUGCAAAACUCAGAUUUAGUGACAGCACAUCUAGGCCAUGCCAGGGUAUACCAUGGUGGCAAUGAUUGAUUUUAACUUUUUAAUGAUCAAGAGUGCACUUUGAAAAGCAGGCAUAAUUAUAUUAGAAGGGACAUGUAAUUUAAAGUCAAAACGCUUAUAUCCGUAAUUUUAGGUUUAUGUUUCAAAUUUUGAGUAAUCAUUCUAUAUUUUUCAGUGGUAGUGUGAUAUUGAAUCGAUCGAAAGGGAUUUGAACUGCUGGUGUUAUAAUUACGUGAAGUUGCUAAAGAGAACAUAUAGUGAAAAGUAAGUUAUAUUAUACUAGAAUGGAUAUAUAUAGCUAAUAGUUUGUGGUGCUUGCUCAAUAUUCGUUUUCACCUGAGUUCAUUACUUGCAUAAUAUAUUGCGAGAUCAAAGUUAUAUCACUUAGGAACCCUUAGGAAUAACUCUUGUUAGAUCUAUCAAUAUUCAUGUUUUUUAUAAACAUGGAAUUUCCAGUCCUUGUACUUAUAAUCUUUCACAAAUCCUAAGUCAGCUUAUAUAUAUUGAUUAAAAAAAACUUUCGGAUAAUAAAAAAAAUUGCUUAAAAGAAUUUGAACUAUUUCACAAUUUCUAUGUGUCAUCUUUGCAGAGGAACCAUGCUAAUCUAAAUUUAAAUUUAGGACACCAAAAAAAACGAAUCUCCUUAUACUACCACUAAGUUACCAACAUUUAAGUAUAUCAAUAUUCAUUUAUCAGUCAAUAUUCUUGUUUUGAAUAUAGUUUGAGCAAAUAUCUUAAUAAUUGUUUGCAAAAUUUCAUGGUUAAUCUUAACAUGUUUACCAAAAAAUGCAUGGUUAAUAGUCAUUUGGAAGCUAAUAAACGUGUUUCAAUCAUCUUCCACAUCAAAAACAUUUCUUAUACAUAGUGACUAGGUGAUAACCCGCGCCUUGCGCGGAAUAAAAUUAUUAAUUUUAAUAUUUAUAAGUUAAGAAGAUAUUAGAUCUGUUUAGUGUGGACAUCGAUUUGAUUUUAGGUUGGAUUUUUUUAGAUUUAACUCUUUUAAAAUAUAACAACCAUUCGGAAGCUGUAUUUAUUUGGGUUUGUUCGAUUAAACUGAUUUUCGUU
Messenger RNA from Brassica napus (rape), 3901 nucleotides. RefSeq names its product ferredoxin-thioredoxin reductase, variable chain, chloroplastic-like. Lineage: Eukaryota; Viridiplantae; Streptophyta; Magnoliopsida; Brassicales; Brassicaceae. Bases 1172 to 1720 code for a protein of 182 amino acids. The transcript has a single exon. The record is from RefSeq and is a predicted model, not a curated record. Gene Ontology annotation, biological process: photosynthesis.